Messenger RNA from Drosophila ananassae, 685 nucleotides. It is a transcript of the gene Argp, whose product is annotated as low molecular weight phosphotyrosine protein phosphatase. NCBI's taxonomy places the organism in Eukaryota, Metazoa, Arthropoda, Insecta, Diptera, Drosophilidae. Gene Ontology annotation, molecular function: protein tyrosine phosphatase activity. The transcript has 4 exons. The record is from RefSeq and is a predicted model, not a curated record. Gene Ontology annotation, biological process: protein dephosphorylation. The coding region runs from base 107 to 580 and encodes 157 amino acids.
UAUUGUUAAAUAAAUAAAUGGCUGGUACAAAGCGUGAACUGGUUUUUAUGUUAUUAAAUGAAUCAGAACCCUAAAAGCUCGGAACUUGCAGUUCCCCGCAUUGAACAUGAAAGUUCUAUUUGUUUGCAUUGGCAACACCUGCCGCUCUCCGAUGGCCGAGGCCAUCCUCCAGCAUUUGGUUUUGAAACAGAACCUCGAGGACUGGCACGUCGACAGUGCUGGCUUUAGGAGCUGGAACGUGGGCGAGGAGCCCCAAGCUCGUGGCCAGCAAUUGCUUAAACAACAUGGCAUCAAGAUGAAUCAUCUAGGUCGGAUGAUUACUGAUUUCGACUUCUAUGAGUUCGAUUACAUUUUUGGCAUGGACACCAGCAACCUAACCGAACUUCAGGAAAGGGCCAAAAAUCUAGAGCCGCCGCCCAAGUGUAAAAUUCAAUUGCUGGGCAGCUACAUAGGACGCAAGGAGGAUGAAAUCAUUCAGGAUCCCUAUUUUAGCCAAGGAUUGGGAGCCUUCAACACCGUUUACCUUCAGAUUAUGGAGAGCUGUCAAAAUUUUUUGCGUCAAAUUAAGGAGGGAAAUUAAAUUGUAAAAACUGUUAUAUUCAUAUUUUUGUUUCGAUUCCACGAUUUCCUCGAUUUAUUUUCCACUCUGGGGUCUUUAAUAUCAACCAUUUAAUUCAAAUCCUCA